Messenger RNA from Suillus subalutaceus, 5856 nucleotides. RefSeq lists its product as uncharacterized. Bases 1 to 5856 code for a protein of 1951 amino acids. Gene Ontology annotation, molecular function: ATP binding; 3'-5' DNA helicase activity; four-way junction helicase activity. The transcript has 11 exons. NCBI's taxonomy places the organism in Eukaryota, Fungi, Basidiomycota, Agaricomycetes, Boletales, Suillaceae. Gene Ontology annotation, cellular component: nucleus; cytoplasm; chromosome. The record is from RefSeq and is a predicted model, not a curated record. Gene Ontology annotation, biological process: double-strand break repair via homologous recombination.
AUGUCUGACCGACGCUUCUGGGAGCACAAUUCUCACCCUGGUCUGGUCUUCAUUUCUGGUGUCGAGUAUGACUUAUCCCGUGCCUCUGAUGGCAUGAUUCACUGUCCUGUUCCUGCCUGCUCAGGCGCAUUCAAAAGGAGGUCCACCUUUAAGACCCACAUUGAGCAUCACAAAGAUAUUCUCCUCCCAGCCCUGGCCCCUCAAUCAAACAGUUCUGGUCUUCAAGAUACUCCUCGACUUCAAGCCGCCGUCCGUCCUCAAGUGCCUAAUCUCUCCCACAGCAUCCUUGCUAACAGUGCCAAUGCUCUGCCUUCAGCCCGCACCGUCUCAACCGUGACUCCUCCUGAAGGCCCUCUUCAGCUGCCGGACAAUAAACCUCCUACCACCCAAGUUAUCUCUCCAGAUUUGAACAGUCAUGUCGUCCUUCUCCCAGGUGAAGAUUAUCUUCUCUCCACUUGCCUUCUGGAUCAGUUCGGUCUUUGCAUGCACACUGGUAUCAAGAUUUUUAUCUGUAUGGGCUGCAAGAAGUCUCUCACUGCGGCUAUGGUCCCUGGUCACCGCAAGACUCACCACCGCCAAUCCCUCACCCCGAAACAGAUGGAAUCUCUGGACGAAUUCGUCCUCAAAAACAAAAUCUACCUGCGGCAAGAAGAUGUUAAGAUCCCCGCCCACCAAGGCCCUCCAGUUCAGCUUAUAGCCCCUCCGCGUAAAGGCAUGGUAUGCAUGCAGUCCGCUGAUUGUCAUUAUGCCGCCUCCAGCAUCCCCACCAUGAUAAACCAUGGGAGACAGGCCCAUAGGGUAUCCAAGGACGUCAUGACCUACGAGGAAGCAUUCAUCCAACAGCUCUUUGAGUCUGUAGGUCGAGUAUAUUUCGUGGUCAUCCAGCCCCCCCCUUCUGAAAAAGCCAUCGACAUCAGAAACGUCAUCGCCAAUUCUUUCCCUCACUCCAUUGAUAUUCCAGCAGUCUCACGCACCGCAGUCCCUGAUGAGGAGCGAAGGUCCCUCAUUAAAGUCAUGGCCUGGGAUUGCUUCAUGCAGGACGUUCGUUGCCAGAAAUCGCAGGUCAAAAUUUUGGAGACCCUCAAGGGUCAGCACCGCCCAGAAGAAUUUUAUGGUUUUUUCACCACUUUGGACUUUCUCGUGAAGGCUUACUUUCACAUGGCGCCCGAGCUCCUGGAAGGUAAUCCCCAGAGACUUACCAUCUGCAAACUCCUCUUACACGGUGAUGACGUCAAGAAAGAUUCAGAUCACUGGCGUCCCAUCUCAAAAAAAAAUACUUCUUAUAGCGAGCUGAUCGUCCAGUUUUUGCGGGCCAUCAUCCGGAUUUACCUCACCCAAGACCAUCCUUCCAAUUUCUCUUUCGGUCUCCACCCCAACCAGAUCGAUGCCUUGGAUGCAUUUGUGGUAUGCAUCGAUCAGAACGACCACGGUGAUGACCUUGACUUAGGCAGUGGUGGCGACGCCAUGAAGAAGCUGCACGAAUUUUUAUGGACCUUGAUGGAUGGUGCUAGCGUCCACGCCGAGGAGAACUGGGCAAAUGUCAUCCAGCGCUUUAUAUGGUUCAAGGCUCUGCGACGUGACGGUAACUUCUAUGAGUCGACGGACUUCACACCAGACCUGGCAAAAUUAAAGUACUUCGUCAACAGCACUUGCCUCACCCACGCCCUGUGGUACCAGAAGGACUCUGAUGUUCCCCAAUUCGAACGAAUCAUAAAGGUUCACCAGGAGGUCUUAGCCCUAGGACGCGCAACCACCUUCAACAUGUUAUUCGAGUAUCAGCAAUAUGCCUCCUCCUUGGCUUGGAAUCAGCAACGGGAGCCAAAGGUCUUUCUCGACCCUGACUUUGAGUGGAUCACGGUCGGACAGGAGACCUUGUACCUCUCCAGAUUUCGCCAAGGCAUUCAGACUCUCCUGGAACGGGUCGAGGAGAAGUACCUCCUGCUCACCCAAGGUCGCACCAUGCUAGAGGGGCUGCCCACCCACGUCGCAGAUGACAUGACCAACUCCAUCCGUGGCCAUUCCUUCGCCAACGACAAACAAUUUGACUCCCUUAGGCUGGAACUUUUUUCUCACCUGAUCGAGAUCCAUCACUUAGCCAUGGUGGAUCGGGAAGGUCGUCUUGCCUGGGACGUGCCAGCAGUAAAGGACAUCCUUCGCCGUACGGGCGAGGUAUGGAAGCCGCUGUACCACCUGCUCUAUAUCACAACGCAGGUAUCUACUAGAGCAGUGCAAUUUUUGCAACACCAAAUCGCCAAUGCCGAGCGACACCGAAACGUCUUUGUUCAGGGUCAGGAAGUCGUUCUCUUGUCUGGCUACAGCAAGACCUCCCAGAUUACUGACAGAGAUCCUUGCACUCCUGCGUUCGUCCAUUCAAAAUUGGGAAGGUGGGUGGUGGAGUUCCUCGCCGGAGGGCUAAGGCAUGCAGAAUCUCUCUUGGCAUACGUCGCAUAUGGGGAAAAGGUUCAGCAUGAAUACAAUAGCUUCCUCGUCAUGGACAACGGCCAUCGAAUCAACCCUGACGAGUGGUAUGCAAUAUUCACACAAGUCAACCGAGAGUAUUUCCAGUGCGCCUGGGGUGUGCGAGACUUCAGACAAGGUGCCAUUGCCAUGGCUAGGGAAUUCAUCUCUCCCAACCACGCGUUCUCUCUUGCCGAUGACCUCCUGGCUGAGGGUGCAGACCACUCUACGCACAUUGACCACAUCCAUUAUGGCACCGUCCACGGCGCUGUCCCUGAACUUACCAACAAUGUCAUAGCGAAGCAUCGCUGGCUGUCAGAGGAAUGGCACACAUUCUGUGGCCUCGGUCCUGGCGACCCCCAGGCGCCCAUUCGAAUGCGAAGGUCGACCAGGGCAUCUGCAUCAUCCUCUUCAGUCGACGUCUCGGCCAUUUCUGAGGUUACCUCAACCACCGUCCGUGUGGUAUUGGAUACUUACCUGCAGGAAAACUUGGUGCCACUACUCCGUGACGCCAUCACCCAGAACAUCUUGCCCUCCAUCCUCCAUGCUGUGCAGAGCCCUGUUCCUGCUCCUGCAACGGAAUCUGCUAUUGGUACUGGACGACGUGCCCCAGUUCCGUCGGAAGUUAUAACGUAUAUGGGUGACCCUGCCUCGAACAACGCCCAGCAUCCCACCAGAUUCCCUACCCAACCCUCAUCCUCAUCCUCAUCUUCCCGUCUCACUAACCCUUCUACUGCUCCUGUCAGUCAAACAACUGGGAUGCCCACUCAGUCUUCAUCCUCUUCUUUACGUCAUGCUUCGUCCCCGUCUUCCUCUUUACGUCUCGCCUCGUCCUCAUCCUCCUCUUUACGCCUUGCCUUGUCCUCCUCCCCUAGUCCUGCCGCUCCUCCCGUAACUCCAGUCCGUCAAAAACGGCCUCGUAUUCAAGGAUCAUCAAGCCAGUCAAACGGUAGAGGUGGACCUAUUCAGUCCCCAAAACGCAUUCGACUAGCGACCUCUUACCUUGAUGCCACGGACUUACACGUCAAACAAGAAAAUCACGGGAAAUCUCUUGCAGCGGCUUCCUCUUCCCAAGCAGAGGGUCUAUUGACUGACGAUGAUCGAGACUCCUGUUCAUUCCGUAAGGAGGCUUGCUCCUCUCAGCUUGACGAUCUAAUCAUCAUGGACGAAGACGAAGAGAUAGAGAUUCUGACUCACUUUUCCCAAGAAGAGGAUGACGGAUGGACGCAGAAGGUGCGAGCUGCGUUUAGACAGCUGUUUAAAGACCCUGCUGCCAAAGAAAGGUCUCGCGAACAGUGCAAGGCUAUCAUGAGCGUCAUGAGUACUAAAAAGGACACCAUCAUCACCCUCAAGACAGGAGGGGGCAAGAGCGCUCUAUGGAUGACUGCCCCUCUUAUUGAUCCCAGCCAGCGCUGUAUUGUUGUCUGCCCAUUUGUCGUUCUCCUAGAGGAACAAGUAGAAAAAUGCCUGCAAUUCGGGCUGAGGGCACACAAUUUUACCAAAGAUAAGAACGUUCCCCUCGACGUUCAGAUCCUCUUUGUGCAGGUAGAGAGUGCUUCUUCCAAGGCGUUCCAGGUCUUCAUAGCAUCGCCCCAGGGAUCUUCCUUUACGAAAAUGUUUGUUGACGAACACCACGACAUCCUGGUGUGUCAUCCUGAUCGCAAGGAACCAUGGCAUCGUCUCGCUGCACAAUUUUCCAGGUGGCCAAAGCAAAUCAACUUGCUUUCCGCGACGUCCCCCCCAGCCAACACUGCUGCUUAUUUGAAAGUCUUUUCGCUGGAGCUCAACGAGGUUCUCAUAUAUCGCACCUGCACAGAUCGCCCAGAAAUAGGUCUUCAUGUCCUGCGCGUCCUUCCAAACCGUUUCAAGGCAUCCCUCCAGUCCCUCGUGCGCCAUCUGCAGUUGAAGAUGAGCGGAUCAGAUCGCAUGCUGGUAUUUUUCAACUCAAACAAAGAGGCAGAUAACUUCAGCACCACAAUCCAAUGCGCGGUCUUUCACAGUGACCUUCCCACUAUGGGAGGAAACACAAAAACGCAUAACCUCACAAGGUGGGAUAGCGGAGAGACCAAAGUCAUGGCGUGCACCACUGCCUUUGCUCAGGGAGUAGACCGAAGCUCAGUGCGAUUCGUGGUGAUAAGCGAGGUUGAGUAUGGUCUUAUGGUAGUGAACCAGAUGUCUGGACGUUCCGGACGCGAUGGACGCGAGGCACAUACGUUUUAUCUCACUCAGAAAACAAGUCUGUCCUCGUUCGAGAGCGACCAAGACUACCACUGCAUCAAAGGUUUGGAUGACGUCCUAUUUAACAAUGACUGUCGCAGGUAUACCUCCAUCAAGUGUAUGGACGGCAGGGGUUUUGCAUACCGUUGCAAUGACAGGCCAGGCGUGGUGAAGUGUGACGUCUGCGAUCCUGCCAGCGAGAUGCAAGGUAUUGCCUUGCGAGCGAUUAAGGAUGCAUCGUUGCAACCUUCCUCAUCUGCAACAAACACCACUCCCAAGAUUCUGGUCCCUAGCUCAUCUCAACCCUCUCAACCUACUUCCUCUCAACCUACUUCCUCUCGACCACCUUUCUCUCGACCGUCUUCCUCCCAAUCAUCUUUCUCCAGACUGUCGUCCUCCCAAGCAUCCUUCUCAGGUGACUGCGAUGCAUUGUUCGGAAAGGUUCCCGAAGUAACUUGUCAAAUGGAGAGAGCGCUCGAUGCUAUGGAGGCCGCUCAUACCCCACUUGGUCUUCAAUGUGCCGUCAACCUUUCUGGCAGGGUUCAACCAACUCACCACUCAUUUUCUCAACCAAUAGCAUCCAAGGCGUUCAAGGCACCACCCCCUCCCUCAUCACUUCCAGCUCCUGCACCAUCGUCAUCCACCAGGAGUGCCAGAGUGACUGCAGGUCUUCACGGUCGAUUGGACCGCACGUUGCUCCUUGACAGGUACAUGAGGAGGUUGCAGAAUUGUUGCCCCGUCCAUUUUGUCAUCGACUGCCAGGUCCAUGCAAAGGGUGCGUGCUCCUCGGGAAGCAACCCCCUUGACUCGAUGUACUAUAACUUCAAGGGAAGUUUUACCUUCCAACGGUUUACUUACUGCUUCAAAUGCGCCCUCCCCCAAAACUACAACCACAACAAAGAGGAGCCAUCGUGCCACUCUCAGGUCCGUUACGAGAAAGGAGUACCCCAGUGUCCCUUUGCAGGUUUCAUCUUUGAAGCGGUAUACUACAUUUGGAAGUCAGGUAAAGCUCACCAUUUGGCUGGGACUUUGGGACGACCCACUGGUUGGGUCAGCUUCGAGGAGUUCGUAUCUUGGGUGAAUGAAGAGGAAAAGGACCAGGGAAGGUACAUCAACCUCUUGGAGCUUUUCAUUGCUUUUUGCAAGAAGUUGGAGACGUCAGACCGUAAUUUUUUCCAGUAG